AUGCGUUUCCUCACCACCAUCCUGAGUACUACCCUAAGUCUCCUCACACUCAGCUCCGCCGCCGCCACCAUGAACACGACAAACGGACUCGGCACGACGCCCGCCCAGCGCCACAUCAUCUCCGCCGCCCAAGCCCAAACCAUCAUCACAGGCGCCACCGCCAACGCAACGGCGCUCCAGAUACCCGAAAACAUCGCCAUAGUCGACCCUUCGGGCCUGCUCGUCGCCUUCCACCGCAUGGACAACGCGUUCCUGGGCUCCAUUGACAUUAGCCAGAAGAAGGCAAGGACGGCUGUCUUGUUCAACGGCGUGUAUGCGAGUGCGGACUUGUAUGCGGCGGUGCAGCCUGGUGCGCCGCUGUAUGAUGUGCAGAAUACGAAUGGCGGGUUGAUUGCCUUUGGGGGUGGUCUGCCCAUUUACGUUGAUGGUAUCUUGAUUGGGGGCGUGGGUGUUAGUGGAGGUAGUGUGGAGCAGGAUUUGAGUGUUGCGAAUGCUGGUGUGGAGGCGCUAGGUGCGACCACGAAGGCGUAG
This is a messenger RNA of Alternaria burnsii, 531 nucleotides long. RefSeq lists its product as uncharacterized. Lineage: Eukaryota; Fungi; Ascomycota; Dothideomycetes; Pleosporales; Pleosporaceae. The coding region runs from base 1 to 531 and encodes 176 amino acids. The transcript has a single exon. The record is from RefSeq and is a predicted model, not a curated record.